AAUACCUGAUAAAUGGAAAACAAAAACAAUGUGACAGAAUUCAUCCUUUUGGGUAUUACAGAGAACCCAGAGCUGAGGAAAAUAUUUUCUGCUGUGUUUCUAAUCAUGUAUGUUGCUACUCUUUUGGGACACUUACUCAUUAUAGUAACCUUAAUUGCAAGUCAGAAUCUACAAUCACCUAUGUACUUUUUUCUUAUAUUCUUGUCUUUUUUGGAUGUCACCUACUCUCCUGUCAUUGCCCCCAAGGUGAUUAUGGACUCCCUCUCUGAGAGCACGACCAUCUCCCUGGAAGGCUGCAUGACCCAGCUCUUUGCAGAGCAUUUCUUUGGUGAUGCAGGCAUCAUCCUGCUCAUCGUGAUGGCCUAUGACCGUUAUGUGGCCAUCUGUAAGCCCCUGCACUACACAGUCAUCAUGAGCCCUCGGGUGUGCUGCCUGAUGGUGGGAGGGGCUUGGGUGGGGGGAUCCCUGCAUGCCACAGUACAGCUUCUCUUCAUGUACCAAAUACCUUUCUGUGGCCCCAAUGUCAUUGAUCACUUUAUAUGUGAUUUGUUUCCAUUGUUGAAACUUGCCUGCAUAGACACCCACACCCUGGGUCUCUUAGUCAUCCUCAACAGUGGGGUGAUGUGUAUGGCUAUCUUCUUUAUCCUAAUUGUUUCAUAUAUAGUUCUCUUUUGUUCCCUGAAAUCUUACAGUUCUGAAGGGCAGCACAAAGCCCUCUCCACCUGUGGCUCCCACCUCACGGUGGUCCUAUUGUUUUUUGUGCCAUGUAUUUUCUUGUAUGUGAGACCUGUGGCUACCUACCCCAUAGACAAAGCUAUAACUGUGUUUGAUACAAUGGUUCCACCCAUGUUAAAUCCCUUGAUAUACACUUUGAGGAAUGCAGAGGUGAAAAAUGCCAUGAAAAAACUAUGGCUGAAACAAAAGAUUGUGGUUGGUAGGUAA
Tupaia belangeri chinensis (Chinese tree shrew) is the source of this 942-nucleotide messenger RNA. RefSeq names its product olfactory receptor 4C6. Gene Ontology annotation, biological process: G protein-coupled receptor signaling pathway. Gene Ontology annotation, molecular function: olfactory receptor activity; G protein-coupled receptor activity. NCBI's taxonomy places the organism in Eukaryota, Metazoa, Chordata, Mammalia, Scandentia, Tupaiidae. The transcript has a single exon. Gene Ontology annotation, cellular component: membrane. The record is from RefSeq and is a predicted model, not a curated record. The coding region runs from base 13 to 942 and encodes 309 amino acids.